This is a messenger RNA of Angiostrongylus costaricensis, 258 nucleotides long. The record is from the annotation of a GenBank genome assembly. NCBI's taxonomy places the organism in Eukaryota, Metazoa, Nematoda, Chromadorea, Rhabditida, Metastrongylidae.
AUGAUAAAAAGAUGUCUUGGAGUUGUGCCAGACGCCAACGUCUCAUGGCUCCAGGGCAGUCGUGCUCUCUCGAUGUCUCCGGCUUGCGAAUCGAUCUGCUCUCAUGCUGCCUCCCGAGAAAAUGAACUUGCGGCGGCUCAUCAUGAACGUCACGUACUCGAAUAUCCUCGAUUUCAGGCAGGACUACGAUCAUUGCCACAUUACAGUAUGAUCCCAGGGAUGCGCACUGUUAACGUGUAUGGUGCAGUUAGUGAGUGA